GAUGUACUGACGAUGGCGAGAGAAAAGUGGAAAAUAACCAAUAAGAUAAUCCAAAAAAACCAAUAAUCAAACAAAUCUUGUCUAAUUAGUUUAGAUUAAGAUUAUCAGUUAGUUAGGUCACUAGUAGAAGUAGAACCACGCAGGAACACCCAAAACAAAAUCAAAUUCAAUUUCAGAGAGGAAGGGAGAAAGAGAGGUCGAAAAGAGAAUAUCAGGAGAGAAAAAAUGGGUAUGAUAAAAGCUGCAAUUGGGGAUGCAAUAAUAACAUUCUUAUGGGUGUUCUGUGCAUCAACACUAGGGAUAUUCACAUCUAUCAUCUCAAAAUAUGUAGGUGUUGAUUCUGGUAACAACAUCGGCGCAACACUUCUCAUCACAACACUGUUAGUUUGUGUCUUGGUUUUCAUUUUCAAUUGGAUCGGUGAUAUCUUGGGUGGUGCUAGUUUUAAUCCUACUGGUAGUGCUUCCUUUUAUGCUGCUGGUCUUGGUCCUGAUAAUCUCUUCUCUCUUGCCCUCCGUUUUCCUGCUCAGACUUUAGGAGCUAUGGGUGGUACACUGGCCAUACUAGAGGUUGUUCCUCAAAAAUACAAACAUAUGCUUGGAGGACCUUCACUGAAAGUUGAUGUGCACACUGGAGCUAUAGCUGAAGGUGUAUUGACCUUCAUCAUCAGUUUUGCUGUGUUGUUUAUUAUUCUAAGAGGACCUGCCAACAGCCUUCUUAAGACAUGGAUGCUUUCUAUGACUACUGUUGCGCUGGUUGUCGCGGGCUCUGGUUAUACAGGUCCAUCUAUGAAUCCUGCCAAUGCCUUUGGCUGGGCAUACAUUAGGAACAACCACAACACAUGGGAGCAGUUCUAUGUUUACUGGAUUUGCCCUUUUGUUGGGGCUAUUCUAGCCGCCUGGGUGUUCCGAGCUAUUUUCCCACCUCCUCCAAGUAAGCAAAAGAAGGCCUGAAAAAGAGGGACUUGAAAGAACAGGAGAAAAAAGAAGUUAGAUAGGAAGGACCGUCUGACACUUCUGUUUCAUCCAUUGUCCAGACCAGCCUCGAAGGCUGGCAUCAUUAAUAAAAACUAGAUAUGUUAAUACUCCUUUUAAUUUGAGGUCUGUUAUUUGUGUAGUAACUGUAGUUAUAUAUUAAAAAACGACACCUCCGAAACUUGUGAACAAGUUCGGAGUCGAACAUAGUAUUUGUUAUCCUGGUUAAUUAGGUGCUGCAAUCAAGUCUAAGAAUUAUUGAGUGUAUAAUAAAAAAUUUGGCUGAUCGAACUUGGAUUUUCAUGGG
Molecule: messenger RNA, 1279 nt
Organism: Papaver somniferum (opium poppy)
Lineage: Eukaryota; Viridiplantae; Streptophyta; Magnoliopsida; Ranunculales; Papaveraceae
Product: aquaporin SIP1-1-like
Exons: 3
Coding region: 226-951 (241 amino acids)
Biological process (GO): transmembrane transport
Cellular component (GO): membrane
Molecular function (GO): water channel activity
Source: RefSeq, a predicted model, not a curated record